AUGGCUAUGGUUAAAAUGGUAAGAAGACCACUUGCAACGGCAUUUGCACUUGCUAUACUAUUUGGUACGUUCAUCUUCAUGAUGAGUGGACUGGAUCGUACCAUAGAGUUAGCUAAAGAUUCGUUAAGCACAAGUUCCAGUUCCGGUGCCCAAGUAUCCUUAGCGGCUACUACACCCUUUAUGCCAAAGAUGGCCAAUGAAACAUUGAAGGCAGAAUUAGGAAAUGCAUCAUGGAAGCUUUUCCAUACGAUUUUGGCUCGUUAUCCUGAGACUCCCUCUGAAGAUGAACAAACUUCACUUCGUCAAUACAUUCAUUUAUUUGCACAAGUGUAUCCCUGCGGUGACUGUGCCAGACAUUUUAUAAAGCUAUUAAAAAAGUAUCCUCCACAAGUAAGUGGACGGAAAGAAGCUGCAUUGUGGGGGUGUUAUGUCCACAAUAAGGUGAACGAGAAGCUUAAGAAACCAGAAUAUGAUUGUACUAAUAUCUUGGAGGAUUAUGAUUGUGGAUGUGGUGAUGAUGAGAAAGAAUCAGAUUUCACCUUGGGUAAUGAGCUGAUGGAAAAGAAGCGGAAGAAGACAGAUAAUGCGAAGGGUAAUAAGAUGUUUGCUUUAGAGAAGGAAGAACUUCAAAAAGGUGGUUAA
Messenger RNA from Lizanozyma spartinae, 642 nucleotides. RefSeq names its product flavin-linked sulfhydryl oxidase. Gene Ontology annotation, molecular function: flavin-dependent sulfhydryl oxidase activity; flavin adenine dinucleotide binding. The transcript has a single exon. Bases 1 to 642 code for a protein of 213 amino acids. Lineage: Eukaryota; Fungi; Ascomycota; Pichiomycetes; Serinales; Debaryomycetaceae. The record is from RefSeq and is a predicted model, not a curated record. Gene Ontology annotation, cellular component: mitochondrion.